Messenger RNA from Tilletiopsis washingtonensis, 2583 nucleotides. RefSeq lists its product as hypothetical. Lineage: Eukaryota; Fungi; Basidiomycota; Exobasidiomycetes; Entylomatales. The record is from RefSeq and is a predicted model, not a curated record. The coding region runs from base 145 to 2187 and encodes 680 amino acids. The transcript is spliced from 4 exons.
GGCGGCGUGGCACGGCGGCCUCCGUCCGAACGGCGCUGCGUGCUACGCUCGGCGCGAACCCUGGGCGGCCAUCUCGUACUCGUACUGCUCGCCGUCCUUCCCUUGCCGCUGGCCAUCUUCGGCAGGCGCCGUCCAGACUCGGGCAUGACGGCGAGCACCGUCGAGGCCGCGUCUGCCGUCAUACCGCCGCGGCGUUCGUCCCGUGGCGAUGCCGCGCUGGACCUGGCACAGCUGCCGGAGCGCUGGCAGCACCUGCAUCUCUCCGGCACGAAGCUGGCGGGCAGCGUGCGCAUGCCGUCGUCAGAUGCCACUCCACAGCAGCGCGAGAAGAGCUUCCUCAAGCUGUGCGACCGCCAGCGCGCCGUGCAGCUCCCCAGCGAUCUGUCCGCCACGCUGCGGCAGUGCGCCGGAUGGUGGCUCGUCGCGGCUCUGGCGCUCCUCGGCGGCACGAUCAUCGAGUUUCUAGCAUUCUCGCCCAUCCUCUCAAUUGCCUAUCUGGCGAUCGCCUCUGCCACUCUUCCGCUCUGCGCCAGCCGCGUGGCCCACACAUUCCCGCGCUCCAGUCCCGAGGAGCGCAUCGCCUCGCGACUGCUCGCCACGGUGCCCGUUCGUUAUCUGGGCUCUGUCGAGCCGCCAGCGACCGAGGACAGGCUCACGCAGCGGCCCCAUCGCUCCUCGCUGCCGCGCAGCUCCACGUCGCCGGCGCCAGGCUCCAUCUCCGGUACCCAGACGAGCGGCAGCCAUCUCGAUCUUCGCAAGACCUCGGGCUUCGCUCAGCGAGCCGGUCGACUGCUGCACCACAUGUCCGGCGGCUCGCUGCGCAGCCAGAUCGUGCGCGCCACGGCAGCUGCGGCAGGGCCCGGCGGUGCGCAGCACGACUCCGCCUCUGCCCGCUCCACUACGCCGCCAGUGGUAGUCAUACAGGCGCAGCCGCAGUCAUACACGCUCGCGCCGCCGAAAGGCAACAGGCGCAUCUCUCCCAUGUCGCGCUCGUCGAAGACGCGCUCUGGCGGCUCGGGCGGCACAGACUCGAGCGGCGUCGUCGAUCCCGAGCUUGGCCCCGGCAGACCGUCGAGUCUGUCUGUCGCCGUGGCGGCUGCUGGUGGCCGCUCGCCUGACUGGCUCGAUCCUGCGCCACCGCCGCUGCCAACAUCGCCGCCGCGCGAGCGCAUGGCUGCGGGCCUUCUGUGGAGCGUGCCAGCGCGCAACAGGAAGACUAGUCAGUCGCCGCGGGGCUCACAAGACUCGGCGCUGCUGCAUCCAGCCGAAUCAAGGUCUCCAGAGCGUCCGCGUGCCGGCUCCUUCCCGUUCCGCGGGGCGGCUGCAAGUUCGGCGACAAAUCCGCUGCUCACGCCGCCGAUCGAGGUGUCUGAGCGAGGCUCUAUUCUCACGCGACGGCGGCAAGUGUCCGACACGCGCACUGAGGCCUCGGCGCCUUCGACGGACCCGGCCUCUACCACGCUCAGCCACCGCAGCGUCGACUCGCUGAGGCGCGCAGUCGACGACGUGGCGUCCACGCCGCAGCGGCGAGCACUCGAAGCGCCCGACAGUCGGCAGUCAAGCAUCAUGGAAGAGCUCAUAGAUAUCGCGCCGGCGGGUCGAGCCAGCGGCACUGAGGAGCUGAGCGACACUGGGCCAUCCGGCAGCUACGAGAGCGCGGCAAUGGAGACUCGCUCGAUGGAACACACAGUGGAUCCUGGCUCGCAAGCCGACGACGAGGGCGAUGAGACGGACCCGGCGGCGCUGGAAGUGCUGCGCCAGGCCAAGGCUGGCGAGUCGAUCGAUUUGAGCCACUCGGUCGACGUCGAUGCGCGGCCCAAGUGGGCCAUCGAGCGCGAGAAAGAUCGAGCGCAAGAACAAGCAGUGGAAGCCGCUCGAAGAGGUCGACGAGGACGAGCUCAAGACGGUGCUCGACGAGCGAGGCUUCCCGCGUACGGUCAAGGGACGGCGGGCGCCGAGCCGCGAGGAGCGCUUCGCGCAGAAGCUUCAGGAGCGCGACCGUCAGCGUGCGAAGCGCUCGCGCCUCGACAAGCUGCACGACGGCGACCAUCCUCGUCAGAACCCGUUCCUGCCGCCCAAAGCGCUGACCGGCGCGCUGGACAGCUCGGCGGGCGACAUGUCCCACUCAGGCUCGGACCCGCGCACAUCGGACACGGGCGUGAGCGUGCUUGGCACCGGCAUCGGUGAGCGCGGCGGCGUCAGGGGCCCAAGCUUCGACGCCGAAUCGAUGGCUCGCAAGGCUGCGCGCAUCGCGGCCGACGCGGCCAGCCACAAGACGGGCUCGACGAAGGACUCGAGCCUCAGCGGCGGAAGCCAGGGCACCUUUGGCGAGAGAGCCAAGUAGAGAAGAGGGCAGCGAGUGCGGUAUACAUGCGCGGCCGACGCGGCCAGCCACAAGACGGGCUCGACGAAGGACUCGAGCCUCAGCGGCGGAAGCCAGGGCACCUUUGGCGAGAGAGCCAAGUAGAGAAGAGGGCAGCGAGUGCGGUAUACAUGCAAUGACAUUCGUCCCUCAUGAGUCGUACUUGAUCUCUAGCAACACUGCCUGGGAGAGGACCCGCGCCUCACAGCCCAUCUCCACGA